CCUCCCAGCCCAGGGCGAGAAUGAGCAGGACGCGCGAGGCACAAAGUCGAAACUCAACUUUUUAAAAACAUUAUUUGCUUGUGUAUGCGUGUGUGUGCCGGGGGAGGGGGCGGCAGAAUGAGCUGAUGCGGAGGGUCCAGCCACCCCACUUCUGCCUCCUCCUCCCCCUGCCGCCGCUGCCCUAGCACACGCGCGCGCACACACGGCACUUGGGCCGGGUUUCGGCGCUCAGUCCCUGGGCUUGGAUGGGAGUUUUCAUUUCCGAAGGAGGCAGAGCUCGGGAGCGCCUUGAAGGGUUUGGAGACCCAAGUUUCUCCUCGCCAGUGCUGGCCGCCCGCUGUCACUCGCCUAGGCUGGCCGGGAAGGGACCCGCACGCCAGGCUUUGUUGUGGAAAUCCCGGUUACCUGCAUUUUAUGAAUGAAGUUUUAUUCCAAGGAGGAUCAUCUACCCUCUGCAACAAGGAAGAUCUAAAAUGGCGAAUAAGCUACAUCAUGGAUAACUUAUUGGACUUUGCCUGAAAGGAGUCAUUAGUGUCACUGGAUAUUUGACCGACCUGGCUAUAGGUUUUUUCAGAAUGAAUGGAAGGUCAUGCAGCAUGAGUCUCCAUCGGACAUCAGGAACCCCUCAGGGACCUGGGAUGGUCAGUGGCCAACAUAUUCCUCCCAUCCGAACGCACUCGGGGACUCCUGGCCCCUCGUCCUGUGGCAACACACCAAGCCCUGCUAUUGGAAACCUUGCUAAUAGCCUCCAUCUCAAGAUGCCCUCAGGAGGAGGGAUGGCUCCUCAGAGCAAUAUGAAUGAGAGCCCCAUCCAUCUGCCUGCCUUGAGCCCCAGGAGACAAGUACUUACCAAUGGGAAGCCACGAUUCCAGGUCACCCAGGCUGGAGGCAUUUCAGGGCCACAUAGUUUAAAGCCAAAGCAGCAGGAGUUUGGAAACCCAUUUCCUCCAAAUCCUGGGAAAGGGGCUCUUGGCUUUGGGCCUCAGUGCAAGUCCAUUGGAAAAGGCAGCUGCAACAAUCUAGUGGUCACCAGCAGUCCCAUGAUGGUUCAGCGACUGGGACCCAUUUCACCUCCAGCAAGCCAGGUCUCUACAGCAUGCAACCAGAUCAGUCCUAGCUUACAGAGGGCAAUGAAUGCAGCCAACCUGAAUAUACCUCCUUCAGAUACCAGGUCCCUUAUUUCCCGUGAGUCUUUGGAGUCCUCAACUUUGAGUCUGACAGAAAGUCAUUCGGCCUUGAGCGUGAAACAAGAGUGGUCUCAGGGCUACAGGUCUCUCCCUUCGCUCUCCUCCAACCACAGCUCUCAGAAUGGCAUUGAUCUAGGGGACCUCCUUAGCCUUCCUCCUGGGACAGCCAUGUCUGGCAACGGGGUCUCUAACUCAUUGCCAUCCUACCUUUUUGGGAUGGAAAAUAGCCACUCUCCUUACCCUAGUCCCCGGCACUCUUCUGCCAGGUCCCACUCGGCCCGCUCCAGGAAGAGAGCGCUCUCCUUGUCCCCGCUGUCUGAUGGCAUUGGAAUAGACUUCAAUACCAUCAUCCGCACCUCGCCCACGUCCUUGGUUGCCUACAUCAAUGGGUCGAGGGCUUCCCCUGCCAACAUGUCGCCACAGCCUGAGGUCUAUGGGCAUUUCCUAGGGGUGCGUGGCAGCUGUAUUCCCCAGCCGUGCUCCAUGCCAAGCAGCCAGAAGGGUGUGCGGGUGGCCAGCAGCGGCCCGGCUCUCCCAGCCUACGGUGAGGAUGGUGCACUAGAGUAUGAGCGCAUGCAGCAGCUGGAGCACGGUGGCCUCCAGCCCAGCUUGGUCAACAACAUGGUAGUGCAGCACGGCCUGCCGGACCCUGAAGGCCAGCCAGCCGGCUUGCUUAAGACUGAACGCCUGGAUGAUUUCCCGGGUGGCACCCUGGAUCUGCCCCCGGCACCUCCUCUGCCUCCUCUGCCACCAACGCCCCAAGGGCCCCCGCCUCCCUACCACGCCCAUCCGCACCUGCACCACCCGGAGCUCAUCCACCACGCCCAGCCAUUGGCCCUCACACAGGCAGCCCUGGACGAGGAUGGGGAGAUGGAUGACAUUGGGAGCAAGCACUGCUGUCGUUGGAUUGAUUGCAGUGCCUUGUAUGACCAGCAGGAGGAACUUGUGCGGCACAUCGAGAAGAUUCAUAUAGAUCAGCGCAAAGGGGAGGACUUCACUUGCUUCUGGGCAGGUUGUCCUAGAAGGUACAAGCCAUUCAAUGCCCGCUAUAAACUGCUCAUCCACAUGAGAGUCCACUCCGGAGAGAAGCCCAAUAAGUGUUCGUUUGAAGGUUGCAAGAAAGCCUUUUCAAGGCUUGAAAAUCUCAAGAUUCAUUUGCGGAGCCACACAGGCGAGAAGCCCUAUUUGUGCCAGCAUCCGGGCUGUCAGAAGGCCUUCAGUAACUCCAGUGACCGUGCCAAGCAUCAGAGGACACAUCUGGACACUAAGCCUUAUGCUUGUCAAAUUCCAGGAUGCACCAAACGCUACACAGACCCAAGUUCCCUAAGGAAGCAUGUGAAGGCACAUUCCUCCAAAGAUCAACAAGCAAGGAAAAAGCUGCGGUCCAGUGCAGAGCUCCAUCCUGAACUGCUCACAGAUUGCCUUGCCGUGCAGCCCCUGCAGCCUGCCACUUCCCCAGGAGAUGCUGCUGAUAGGGCAGUGGGAUGCUCCCCAGGGCCCGGGCCUGACCUCUAUCCAGCUUCCAUUUUCUCCAGCAAUCAUUCAAGCCGAAGUGGAACAGCUGCUGGGGCCGUGCCACCCCCACAUCCUGUCAGUCACCCUUCUCCGGGACAUAAUGUACAGGGGAGCCCUCACAACCCCUCCUCCCAGUUACCUCCACUCACAGCUGUGGACGCGGGAGCUGAGAGGUUUGCACCUUCUGCUCCAUCUCCUCACCACAUCAGCCCCCGGAGAGUUCCAGCUCCUUCUUCAAUAAUGCAGAGAACACAGCCUCCCCAUAGCCAGCAGCCCUCAGGAUCACACCUGAAGUCUUAUCAGCCAGACACAAGCUCUUCUUUUCAACCAAAUGGAAUCCAUGUGCAUGGAUUUUAUGGGCAGCUGCAGACAUUCUGCCCCCCACACUACCCUGACUCUCAGAGAACCAUGCCGCCCAGCAACAACUGCAGUGUGGUGCCUUCCUUCGAAGACUGCCUGGUCCCCACGUCUAUGGGCCAGGCUGGCUUUGAUGUUUUCCACAGAGCCUUCUCAACUCACUCGGGCAUUACAGUGUAUGAUUUGCCUUCGGGUUCCUCAAGCCUCUUUGGGGAGCCUCUUCGCAGUGGGCCUGAAGAUGCCACAUUCUUGCAGAUCAGCGCUAUGGAUCGCUGUCCUAGCCAGCUCUCCUCUGUCUAUACUGAAGGCUAAACACUCCCUUGGCUCCACUACCACUGGCAUCUAGAAUCUUUUUGUUCCUUUUGUUCUUACACUUUCACGGACUGCGAGGAAAAGGAUGUCAAGUGAAUCAGCCGGAACCUGCCAAGUCACAGGUGUGUCUUUGGAAGGCAGGGCUGGAUGGUCAGAGCUGGGCUUUGCAGGAGUGUUUGCAGCUGCUCCUUUUUCUCUCUGGGUUUGCCAGUGACCAGUAGGACUGUCUUUUCAAAGGGAAUUCAGAGUCUCACUCUACCGGAUACCUGUUACUUCCUGGCUCUCAUCCUUCAAAGGACACCAUUGAAGUGAUGUGCAUAUGAAAAUGUAGUUUGGGGAUCAUCAUUGAUAAAAACUCCAUAUAGGAAAGGACAACCCAGAUUGCCAGAAGCACAGUAAACUGCCUUGCCCAAGAGCCAGGCACUCCGAGGAAAAUACACCUCUAAAGCAUGGCAUGGGCUCAGCUCUUGGAGGAGCCCCAGGUUUCCCAGCACUGGCCUGGCAUUCCAGUGAGCUGGCUGCCUCUCUCCUCUUAGAUAUUCCCAUGCUAAGCAACUGCUUUUCAGUGUUUCUCCAGAAGCAAAAUAAGAAGGUUCUGUCAAGCACAGCCCCUUGAAAAGCACUACAACUUGUUUUAUAAUCCUGCAACCUAUCUUAGCCCUUUCAUUUUAAAGACUUGUUAUUUACAUCUACUUUUAAAGGAAAAAAAAAUACUUCAAGGUCUUUCUUUGGAGGAAAUAAUUAUUUUAAUCACCCCAGCUCCAUACAUUUUGCUCCACUGUUGCUCUGCCUGGUUGUGCCUCACAGCACCUGUGAGCACCCAGAAUGUUAGUCUUGCUCUCAGCAAAGGCUGCCUGAGGGAAAUGGGGGACCACUCCCUUCCCAGUGUUGCCACAGAGACCCUUUUAGGUUAACUGUGCAGCCACCCCCACCUCAAAGACCUUGUAUAAAGGAGAAGGUCACCUGACAGUUCAUCCCUCGCCUCCACUCUGGUGCUCUGCCCAGAGCUAAGCUAGAAGCUGUGAGAGCAAGGACACCAGGGGUGCUCCUGGGUUCUCUCAGAAACCCAAACUAGAGACGCCAACGUCUAGUUGUUCUGCACAGCCUCUGCUCCCUCCGUUAGGCUCUCCCCUGGCCUGUCUGUCCCUUGGCCUUCCCUCUCCCUCUUUUUGCAUCUCUCUCGCCGCCUUCUUAACUGUGGUUCAGAUAUGCCCAGCACCCACCAUUGUCUGACCACUAUCUCUGAGCAAGGUCUGGCCUGAGGUAGGUAGAGGGGAAAGUUCUGGAAAGGCGGCCAGAAGGAAGCAACCUUUUUUUCCUAAAGCUCUAUUUUGAGGGUUAGAAUUUUCACAGAGCUCUUGGCUGUUUGGUAUCAAAACUGAAUAGGAAGCCAUUUUCUGUGACACCUUUGCCAAGCUAUCAAAAAGAUCCAGAAGCUCCCCCUGCGGCUCAGUGGUAGCGAACCUGACCAGGAUCUUUGAGGAUGCGGGUUCGAUCCCUGUCCUCGCUCAGUGGGUUAAGGAUCUGAUGUUGCUGUGGCCUGUGGUAUAGGUAGCAGAUGUGGCUCAGAUCUGGCGUUGCUAUGGCUGUGGUGUAGGCCGGCAGCUACAGCUCCAAUUCGAUGCCUAGCCUGGGAACUCCUAUAUGGCAUGGGUGUGGCCCUUAAAAAAAAAAAAAAGACAAAUAAAUAAAUAAAAUAAAAAGAUUGAGAGUCCUAUGGCAUAGGCUAUAAAAAUUAGCCAAACCCCAAAGAAACCUGGUAAAUGUGACAUUCUAGUAUUAUCCCAUUUUACCAUUUCUUUUCUCUCUUUAAAAAUUUUCUCUGAAGAAAAAUGAAUCAAUGCUGUUUGUCAAACUGAAAUAAUUACAAUCUUUAAGAAGACAAUUAAACCGGCUUGGUGUCAGACUUGGGAUGCAGUGACAGUUUGUAUCCUGGCAGUCUGGUGACACAGUCGGUAGUGUUCUGCCUGAUUCCGGACUUCAUUCCAACAUAUGGUAGAACUAGGCACAUAAAGAACCAAGUGUGGGGUCCGUUUUUACAGUGCACUCAGUCAUCUAGUUUCUCUGGCUAGUGGGCUCUGAUCUGAGAAGAGCCAUCAUGCAGACAGCUGUGUCCUCAAAAGAGCCAAGUUACUCACUUUACAAAAAUCUGCUCUGCUUUAUGAAAGGAAAUAUACUCAUUUCUCUCCAAAUGAGCUUUCAGACUGUGCACAAAGCCCCACCCUUCUGGCAGGCUUUGUGGGUCGUGUCACUUGGCCUAAACAGGAACCCAUGUCCUCUGUUACACUCCACAGAGAAGGGAAAGCUCUGGUAACUUAGAGACAACCUAUCCAGUCUAAAUACUGAAGGCUUUAACGAGGAACUUCAAACAUAUUUCAUUUGUGUGAUGAGGAAAAGACAGAAAGGCAAGGUUGUUACUGCAGCUGAUGUAGUCAGUCUGCCUGUGGCUUUUUGCUUUAGUUUAAGGUGGAAACAGGGAAGGAGGACAAAGCCAGAACUGAGCCUCAAAAACCUCAAGAGCUGGAUGAGAUGCUCUUGAGCAUCUCUAGUCUUAUCACUGGCCUCAAAGGGAGCCAGGGGUACCAGGCAGCAGCUACUCCUAGUACCUCUUAGUAUUCCUUCCCCAGCAGGAUUGGCCCAUCCCUUGUGGGGCAUUGCUGUUAGCAGAGGGGCUGGGCCCAUUGCAGCCUGCAAGGCUGAGCUCCCCUCACUCCCCAUCCAUCUUCCCACAUGGCUGCAGGCUUGAGUUUAGGGCCCCAGGAUGUGACACCUCCAGGUUCCUUCUAGACGAUACAGGCUGUUCUCAAAUUCCAGAAUCUCUCCUGACGUUAAAAUUUGUCCCUUGCUUACUUUCACAUUGCCUAAAAUUUAUGUAUCCUUUCAUCAUUAUGUUUGUAGCAGUAAAGGGUAGAAACUUCAAAAAAUCAUUCCCUUCCAUUUCCUAGCCUUUUUACUCUUGAUAUGUAACCAUUUUCAUAAACAUCUGAACAGAGGUUGUCAUUCCCCUUUUUUCAAAAAACUGUUACUUGUGAAAAGACACACAGCCCAAAAGUCAAUUAUCCUCUUACAUUAAAAGAAAAUCAGUAUGCCUGGAGACAUUUCAUUUUCUGCAUUGUAUCAAUUCCCUGAAGGGACUACAUCAAAAUGUGAGUUGUAAUGUAGCCUCUGAUCAGCUGUUAAAUAUUUACUUGUCCUGUGGGGUGUCUCCCAUUACACGAUGUCUCCCCCAAAUUAUUUAGGUGAUUCUAAAAUGAACAAAAGGUCUUCAGUCAAUCAGAGCAAAGUUUCCACUGAUGAAAAAGAGCUUUGGUGCUGUUCCUUUGUUUAAAUUAGCAGCUGUCAAGCAUAUUAGCAUACAAGAACAGAGGUAAAUGUUCAGCCUCCUAUCAGAGAACCUUGUUUCCCAGUUGCCUUGAAAUAUUGGGAAUAGUUAUUGUAAAUGUCCAGCUUAACUGUUUGGUAUUUUAUUUGACUGUUUUGACCAUGUCAAUUUAUAGCAGCAUUUUUAAUGGCACUUUUGUUGGUGGUGUGGAAUUUCUGCGGUUACUUUUUUUUUUUUUUUUUUUUGCAACGAGUAAAGCAAAAAAAGACAAAAAACAAAAAACAAAACAAAAAAACACUUAUGGGAGAAAAGGCAAGUGUAAAAAAAGAAGAGAUUUAUUUUGUACAGACAGCAGAGCAUCCUGUGUAAUGUUGCUGACAUAAAGCACUUUGGGGGGAAAAAGUGGAAAUCUGUUUUCCAUAAAUCACACAGACUCUUGUACAUAGUUAUAUACACUCACGUAGAGAAAUGAACCGCAUAUAUCAUACUGGAUAUGGGGCUGAUUUUACUCUAGGGGCACAUCUGGUGCUUAUUGUCAUAAAUCUUUUAAAGAAUUAGGUACACUUUUUUUUCUAUUAAUAUGUAUAGUUUUGUGAUUUGUCACAGUUAUGUUUCAUAUAAUCAUAAGUUAUUUUGUCUUGUUUCAUGAAGUCCUUUUUUUAUGUCAAAAGUAAAAUGAAGGGAUUGUGCACUUGGUACAUAAUAAAACUGGAACGAGAGGAUGCACCCACCUGCCUGCCGUCCUCCUUCAGCAUGUCGUCCUACAACACAAUGGCAGCAACCAUUUUUUGUUUGUUUGUUUUAUUAUUUUGUUUAGUUUUAUCAUCAGCCUCCCUCAGAUUGGGAUGGUAAUUAUAAUUAAAGGCAGAUGGGGGUGGGGGAGGGAGUGUCCAAGGCCAGCUUUAAAAUGCCGCAUUGCUUUGGGCCAGAGCUGCAGAGCUGGAUUUAAUUAUAGAUAUGAGGACGAAAUGGCAGUAAAAAUGAAUGUGUCCCUGAAUCCUUUACAUGUUGGGAGUGUCCAUAAAUAAAACAUGAAGUUUUAUUUCAUCAGAUUUAAUUAAAGCUUUUAUACAUGUUUUA
Sus scrofa (pig) is the source of this 7773-nucleotide messenger RNA. RefSeq names its product GLIS family zinc finger 3 (gene GLIS3). Gene Ontology annotation, molecular function: RNA polymerase II cis-regulatory region sequence-specific DNA binding; DNA-binding transcription factor activity, RNA polymerase II-specific. Gene Ontology annotation, cellular component: nucleus. The record is from RefSeq and is a predicted model, not a curated record. Lineage: Eukaryota; Metazoa; Chordata; Mammalia; Artiodactyla; Suidae. Gene Ontology annotation, biological process: regulation of transcription by RNA polymerase II.